Molecule: messenger RNA, 1016 nt
Organism: Fimicolochytrium jonesii
Lineage: Eukaryota; Fungi; Chytridiomycota; Chytridiomycetes; Spizellomycetales; Powellomycetaceae
Exons: 1
Coding region: 1-966 (321 amino acids)
Source: RefSeq, a predicted model, not a curated record
AUGCCCAAAGCACCCCCACGCCGAACUCAAUCUGGUGCUGGAGCAGGCACGGGUAGGGACGACCGAAACUACUCCUGCCUUGCUCCUGGAGGAGUCUGCGUUGUUUGCGGGGCUCGGACGUCCGCUGCGUGGCGAACGGGCAUUGUGAACAACGUCAAGACAGCCAGGGCGGCCUGCAAUAAGUGUGGGCGCGCGCAGGCAUAUCUGGACGCCAUCGCUGCCCUCCCGGGCAAACCCGUCGUCCCCUCAACCACCCUCCCCGCACCCGCCCCAGCCACCACGCACCUCACCCGCCAGCCCCCCGUCUCCGCCCACCAUCCCCCCGUUUCCACCAUCCCAAACCCCUCCUCCACCAUCCCAACCCCCGUCUCCACCGCCCAGCCCCCCGUCUCUGCCGCCGCUCCCACUGUCUCCGCCCCCCAGCCUCCCGUCGCCGCUGCCGCUCCCGUCGCCCCUAUCCCCACCAUCCCCAUUGCAAUCUCCGCCCUUCUCAACCCUGCCCCCAUCCCCACCCGCCCCACCUGCGCUGCCGCCAUAGCAGGGGUCGCAGCCGCAGCAGCAGCAGCAGCAGCGCCCACCCCGACGACCGGUGACAAGGAGGAGGGGUAUGACGAGAUGGCGCAGGAGGAGCUGGCCGCGCUUGAAGAGGAGGAGGGGCCCUGGAGGGCGUUGGGAAAGCUAGUGAGGGAGACGUGCGGUUCAACAACACGCCAGGCGAUGAAGGCCCACACCAUGCCCCUCUUCGACGCACACCGAGCGCGCCUGGCCGCUGCAAAGCAGAAGGCCGAGGAAGUGCGGGCUUUUACCCCCGCCUCCGACGACGCCGAUGAUGAUGACGAGGAGUAUACGUCGGUCGAGAGCAGCCUCCCACACUCGGAGUCCGUGUCGUCAUACGGAUCUACAUCUGGUGGCGACGAGACAGCGGGCUCCGAGUUGUGGGAGGAGGAGGAUUAUGCAUUUGCGUGAGGGUGAGUUCAUCAUUGUCUCCGAGACAACUGUCUCCGCCAUCUCCACUG